Messenger RNA from Strongylocentrotus purpuratus (purple sea urchin), 2958 nucleotides. RefSeq names its product homeobox protein Mohawk-like. Gene Ontology annotation, cellular component: nucleus. Gene Ontology annotation, molecular function: DNA-binding transcription factor activity, RNA polymerase II-specific; RNA polymerase II cis-regulatory region sequence-specific DNA binding. Lineage: Eukaryota; Metazoa; Echinodermata; Echinoidea; Camarodonta; Strongylocentrotidae. The record is from RefSeq and is a predicted model, not a curated record. Bases 86 to 1219 code for a protein of 377 amino acids. The transcript is spliced from 6 exons. Gene Ontology annotation, biological process: cell development; regulation of transcription by RNA polymerase II; muscle organ development.
UUAACUCAAUUUCUCGCCAAUAAACAGUAGUAAUAGAUUAAUUGCUCAAGAAACUUGGUUGUCUGCGGAAAACAAGAGCUUUGCCAUGGAAACUGUACAGGACAUUGAGAAGUCAUGCGACCAGGAUCAUGUGGAUACGAAUGAAAAGACAGCAGGAAGAAUAGAUUUGUGUCAAACACAUAACUUGAGGAUGAAGGCUCGAAUCGGGAGAAGAUAUCCGACACCAAUGGCAGAGAAAGUGCGCCACAAGCGACAAACAAUGAAGAGUAUGGCUCGACCUCUCAAACAAUGGUUGUAUCAUCACAAAGACUACCCAUACCCGAAUAGAAAAGAGAAGCUACAUCUAUCAAUGGAAUCUACCAUGACCCUUGUUCAGGUGUCCAACUGGUUCGCUAACGCCCGCAGACGUCUGAAGAACACUGUACAUGACCCGGCGAUGUCGUGGGAGAAGAGAAUCCAUAAGUACAACAAACACGUGACUGGUAACGCUGAGAGGCUAAGCAUUAGCUCUGUGGAAUCAUCAGGAGGAGAUGACUUUGAUGAUGAGGAGGAAUUCGAUGGAUUCGAGUCUGAUGAUAGCAGCACUGUAAACUAUGCCCAGGACGUCACGACGUCUACUAACGAACUGCAGGGCGCCAACCACAAUGUCCAUAACGCUACACAUCCAGGAAUUUGUUCACCACAUCCACUAUCAUCAGUACCUCACAUCGCAUCUCACAGCGACCACCAAGGACAAUCCUUACCAACUCACAAGUACAAACAUAGCAUCAUGCAACGCUACCUCAAUGAUACUUAUAACCAUGCUCAGCAGCGGCAGGCUGAGGCAUCCACAGUCGCUGCCUCCAUGGAUAGCUCACACACGCUCUUGCCGGAAGAGAACUCUUUGAACCUGCCGAAUUACACGGACCGCACCGCUGGGAGACUUACUGGUCAAGAAUGGUCUAAGUUUCGAGCAUCAGGGUCAGUUAACUCUCACGAGUAUGAACGCAUGUCAACGUCACCAGAAACUACGAUGUCUUCGAGCAUUGGAAGCUAUCGCCAAAGACACUGCUCUGAAGAUUACUCCUUAUCUUCAUCCUCCAAUGAUUGGACCUCUUUCCUCAAAGACACAAAGAGUGCAGAUUUUAAGAACGAGGAGGAUGAGGAGACUUACUGGCAGGAGAUCGUAGCAGCGGUCGCUCUAACCAACAUGGCGCGCUCUCGUCAACAAGGUAAAUAGCCGAGACGGGUCAAGAACAGAACUCAAGAAUCAGAUGGUCUCGAAGAAUCACAGGUGGUCAUUUGGAGUAUAGUUAAGAUGGAUGAAUGCUAUACUUCCAAAACAAGGAACAGUCCUGUCCUAUGAAGUAGAAAGAACCAUAGACAGUCGUUUGGAAGAUUCCAAAAUCGUGGACCUGCAGUGUAAUUUACUUUCCGCUAAAUUUUAGUCAUCGGGACGCUGCAAGGGAAGUUUGUGACAGGAGUUAAAUGAUUGUCUUUGCAGGAUUAGAGCUUGAAUUACCUCCAUCUCAGGCUCUUCUAGGGAAUAUAAGUGAUCUGUCUUUCGAACUACAUGUUGUUUAAUGUGGAACAUGUGUCAUUAUUUUUAUAUGACACACACAAAAAACAAAACACGGAUCCGGAGUUGUUAUCUUAUUGCGGACGCUGCAAGGGAAGUUUAUGACAGAAAUAUAUUACUAAUGAUUUUGUUUACCCGAUUAGGGCAUUAAAUACAAUUUGUCAAUGUAACAUGAAAACAGAAACAAGUGAGCUAUCAUCACUAUACGAAAUUGUGUGACGGUGUGAUUCAUCUAUGAAGAUGCCUAAAACGGUAUCAACAAAAAAUAUAUGGUUUUACUUGGACAUCGAUUAAAGUUCCAUGGUAGAUAUUGCUGAAUUAGCUAUGGACUUCUACCAUUAUGGGAAAAUCAUUGAAAGAGACGGCGAUAUAUGUUAUCUGUUUUUCAAAGGAUAUUAUUAUGAGUACAGGGAAGCGUAAGGGAAAUCAUCGUUCGGAAAGGACCUCGAACAGUUGUCUUGCUGCCACUAGGGUUAUAAAUACGGACUUGUGAUUGGACAGGUGUCUGGUGUGACAUAAAGGUGAAAUUAAUAAAUUCCGGCUAGAAUUUCCCGCCUCUUUUAUUUGUUUUAAAAGUUAUUGUGUCAAAUAAAAGAGCGUUAAUAUUAUGUGUCACACUUUGAUAAUAAAUCGUCUGUGUUCAUAAAUACACCUUUCCAUCUGUUUGCACGUAAUAUACAAAGAAUCUCAUUUUGCGGGCUUGGACCUGAUGUCAUAAAAGCGUCAUGUAGAUCCGUAACAAUGCCGCACAUUUUCAUGAACUCAGUAUCAAAGUAUAUGCAAAAAGUCUUGCAGGAAGACAUUUAAAGACAAGUUUUCUCAUCACACAGCAUGGCGUGAAAUUGGGCGACUACGCACUAUAAUGUUGCCAAUGCUUUUUUUUCUACCCAUGCACCAACAAAAGUUUUAGGGCUACUUUUCCGGGGGAUAAGUAUUCGGUUUUGCUGAAGACAUAUUCUGAAAUACCUCCCUCUAAUGUCCAUGUCUAAAGAUCACAGCACUGUUUGAUCAAUUUGCAAAGGAAGACAUAAACUACUGUACAUACACAUGUAUAUAUUUUAAAUUGUCGACCUUGGGAAGACAGCUGUAAUCAAUGUGCUAUUUUUAGAUGGCCAGUAGUGCUGCAAACAUAGCUUGGAAACAUACCACUUAGAAUAGAGUAGGUUUAAGAAAUGGAUGCCGGGAUACCAAAUAUUACGAAAAAAUCUCCUUAUGUCAUCAGAUUCAUCUUUGUUAUUGGUUGUUUUCAAAUGUCUUUGUGUUUUUAUUUCCUUUAUAAUAUUCUUAAAGAUUACUUGCCAAAGGUUUUAUUUCCAUUUCAUGGACUUUGUUGAUGUACAUAAUGUAACACUUUUAAAGUUUUGUUUUACCUUGUUUCUUACAUUUCGAUUUUUACUUCA